GUGAAAAGCACUUGGGGCAAAAUGGCGGAGUUUGUAGGUAGCUAGGAUCCUCCUAGGUUCCAAGGGUGCAGCUCUGCCAACUGCUUGGGCAGUUUGAAAUGCCUGAAGCUACAGGCGAACAACGCAAAGCUCCAUCAUCUGUGAGCUUUAGCGUAAGGCAAGGGCUGUAACUUUGAUCAGAUUGUGAUUUUGGUGGACUUUUGUCACCAUUGUUGGAAACUUGCGCGGUUUCAAGUGCUUCACAUCUUGUGCUCACAUCUAGCGUGGGGAAGUUGCAGAUGAAUACUAUGUUCAGAACUGAAAGAAUGAUAAGCAGUUGAGACUUGGGUUUGCAGAUUGAAGUACCAGGUCUGAACCUCAUGACUCCGGCUUCUUGGGGAGCCUGUGAGCUGGAAGCAUGAGCCUAGAUUGACAGGCCGGGUGCAAAGUGAAGGACUUACGGACAGAUGGCGUCUUCAGAGGAGCCCGAGGCACCUGAAGCACCACAAGAGUCCUCAAAUGCUGUCAUUAAUAGGAGGUUUGAUCCGGGCAAUAAUUCCUGGCUGAGCGAGCCAUUGCCCUUGCAACCUGUCCUCCGAACGUUCUCGGGGGUUGCGCACUCUGGUGCAGUCCGCAGAGCGAGGCUUGUUCGCAGUUCCAGUGGGGGUGUCAUAUCCACUCUGCCGGAAAGCCUGGGAGGCCGCUUGUCGCAGCAGGACAGAACGAACUCAGGAAUCUCCAAUGCAAGCAGUGGAGGAAGCUUGGCAGGCUCCCCGUCCUCCACCUCUGCUGGGCUACUCAAGGACCCCAGCUCUGGUGCAAAUCGCAGCAAGCUCAAGUGGAUGCACGAGAGUGCCGAGUAUCUUGCCGAAUAUGUGGUGCUCAAAGGCCAGGGUCUGACGGAGGAAACUGCGACCCCGAGUACGGAAGCAAAGGCUUUGAAGGAGGGGCCCAAAACAACGCAGCAGAAGGAGACGCCACUCUUCCGGUGGCACACACUGACGUUCAUCCAGGACGAUUUGGAAAAGGCGUUCAACUACGACAACUUUGGAUGGGAUCUGCGCAAUUUCCGUUACAGCAUGCUGGUUGCGGCUUUUGCAAGCAUCAUCAUCGGCUACGUAGAGUGCUCCGCUCUCUCUCACAUAACUGAUGACGACCUCCUGAUGCGCCUCUGGGUUGCGCACACCGCGGUUGCAUUCGUGGCGUGCCUGUUCGCACUCGCCUCGUUUGCGCCCGUCCUCAAGAGGCGCAGCAAGCUCUUUCCAAUGAUGAUGAGCCUUGGCCACGUCUGCGCUGGCGUGCCCCUCUCCCUCCUCGGCUGCUUCGUCGACUUUGAGGCGGGCCUUCUCACGCUCGUCCUCUCGCUCCUCACGAGCACGGCCAUCUCGCGCCCCCGCUUUGUCUACAAUGUUGCCACGGGGGUCAUCAUGAUCCUCCUAUUUGCGAUGAUCGGCCCGACCAUCCCGAACAAGCACGCGCUCGCGCCCAGCCUGCGGACGCCUCUGCGCGUGCUGCAGCCGGUGAACUACAUCACGUACUUUAGCUACAUAAUCAUGUACCUGGCGGCGUUCACGUAUACAAUGGAGAGCUACCUGCGCAUCCAGUUCUGCGUGCGCUGGCAGUUCAAGAUGGGGAAGCAGGCGAUGGAGCGCGCUAAGCACGCUGAGGGCACCAAGGAUGCCAAGUCGUCCUUCCUGAGCAACAUCACGCAUGAAAUCCGGCACCCGAUCGUGGGCAUCAUCAGCAGUGCAGAGCUGUUGGCGGGCCCCGGGAAUGCGAUGGACGCGGAGCAGGAGGAGUAUGUGCGCGGUAUCCAGCAGCAGUCCAUGCAGCUGCUGCGGCUCAUCAAUGACAUCCUCGAGUACGCCAAGCUCGAGGGGGGCUACUUCAGGCUCAACCCCAAGCCGGUGAUCGUGGGGGACAUUAUUGAAGAGGUGGUGCAGAGGCAUGCAAUCAACGGGUUCCGUAAGGGCCUGGAAGUGCUCAUGUAUGUGGACCUGCCCAAGGAGCCCCUGCUCGUCGACUCGCACUGCCUCGAGGUGGUGCUCAACAACUUGCUGGACAAUGCGUUCAAGUACACGGAGGCCCCCGGUGAGGUGGCGGUGGUCGGCGCCGUCACGCACGAGACUGAGCAGGCGGCCACCAUCCACAUCAGCGUGCGCGACACGGGCGUUGGCAUCGCCCCAACCACUCUGGACGUGAUCUUCUCGGACUUUCUGCAAGGGGAGUACCAAGGGAAGACCAAGUUCUCUGGCAUUGGGUUGGGGCUGGCACUGGUGAAGGCGUACGUAGCGGUGAUGGACGGCGAGCUGGGCGUGCAGAGCAGCCAGGAGCCAACGGCCAGCACAGGCACAGGGUCGACGUUCUGGUUCGAGAUCACGCUGCCGAAGGCGCGCGAAGAAGACCUCUACACCUCCAGCUCGCCCAUGCGCAUGGGGCGCAAGAACAGCACCCAACGGGCGUCGUUCGAGCAGCAGCGUGAGGGGUUCUUCCUGGGGGGGUCAGGCAGCGAGGGGGAGGGGGGAGAGACAACUGAGGGUUUGGAUGGCGGAUUGGGAGGUAGUAUACGGCAAUUGCAAAAGGAGGGGGCCGAGUCGCCGUCGACGCGGGUCGAGGCUUGGCAAGCAGUGGUUGCCAACAACGUUGUCCAUGGGUUGGAUUCGUCACAGAGCGAAAAAUACUCUUCGAAAGAAGGACGGCUUGCUCAAGUCAACGUCAACCUGCCGAAACGGGGGGCGUGUUCAGCUCCGGAUCUGGACCAGGGGGUGGCCAAGCAAGCCGGGGAACUCCCCCCCAAAGAGAACCUGCCCCCUGAGGCAGCGCCUCAUAGGAGCCCUUUGCGUGGAGAGGAAGCAAAAACGGACCCAGCUCUUGCAGUGUUUGAAGUGGGAGCGAAGAAGGCGAACGGCCUCGUGGACACGAUCGUGGUCUGUGCAGAUCCGUCAUUGAAGGUUCGGCAGACGGUGUCGCAGUAUCUGGCCAGCGAGACGAUCCACGUGGUCACGGGCUCGAGCCUGAGGAAGGCGCUAACAGGGGCGGCCAGGCAGGCGGCCCAGAUGCGGGCGGACCCGGGGCGCAGUAACGACGCGCGGGUGGUGGUAGUGGCGCUCGUCAGCAGCGCGCUGGAGAAGCCCAAGGAACUGCCGCAGGAGGCUGCGGAGCUUGACAUCCGCUGGGUGCUCAUGUGUAAGGCGGGGGAUCUGGCCAACGGGCUGGGGCUCAGCGGAGCCCCCAGCCUUGAGCGGGGUGGGUCGGGAGCGGGGAGCAUGAACUCGGGGGGCAGCGACGGGGGCGGCAGCGUCAACGCCGCCGAACUGCUGGCGAGCCCCACGCGCCCCCCCCGGGGGCCAGGGAAGCUGACAAAACGGAAGAGCGCGUCCCAGGAGCUGCAGGAACAGCUAAGAACGCUGUGGCGGAACGCGGCGGCGGAGCAGGAAGGGGCUGGGGGCGCGACCGGGUCGCUCGAGAGCCGUGCGCUGGACGCGCUUGCAGACCAGGUGAAUGUCGACGAGUUCCUCAACCGGGGAGGGGAGUGGGCGAACCGGGGGGCGUUGAGCGCACCGCACAGCCGGACGAGCAGCCUGGAACCGGGGCCCCGGCUGCCGUUGAGCACCCCCCACAGCCGGUCGAGCUCGCUAGACGGCUCGUUUCUCGCCUCCUCCAUCGAGUCGUCUCCCCUCCACCCAGCAGCCGAGCGAGCAGCGGGCAGUCCAGAAGCUGGGUCAAGCAUGGCUAACGCGGCGCAGAUCCCCGAGACGAGUGGCGCCCAACCAGGAUCCGGGACUCUACAGGCAGGUUCGACGAGUGCGAAAGGUGGGGGAGGCAGUUUGACCCCGCCGUUGGGGGGAAGCGGGUAUAAUAGCUCGCAGGGCGCGUCGACCAGUGCAUCGAGCGGGAGCGGGAGCGUGGGGUCUAGUGGAAGUCUUAGCAGCAACCUGAGCGGGUUUCUGGUGGAGCGGCAAGUGGGGGAGCGAGAGUUGCCCGUGUUCGAUGCCACAUUGGAGAAGCCCCUCCGGCGGCAAACGUUGGUGGCGUGCAUAAAGAAAGUCGCGGGGGAGGUGGCACGGAAAGAGGGCACGGAAGGGGGAGCCCCCGCGCACUUCACUGCGGCGGGAGAACGGUAUGGGAUCAUGGGCCAAGGGUCAGGGGACAGAGAAGCGGCGGAGGGGGGCCCCAAGAGCGUGCACAUAUUGUUGGUGGACGACACGAUGGUGACGCAAAUGCUGGGGCGGCGCAUCCUGGAGGGCGGCGGGUACCACGUGGAGGUCGCGAGCAACGGCGCCGAGGCGCUCGACAAGUGGGAGGCGCACAACUACCACCUCGUGCUCAUGGACAUCGAGAUGGAGGUCAUGGACGGAUACACGGCGACACGUCACAUCCGCGCCGCCGAGGCGCUCCAGGGUCGGCCGCGCACGCCGAUCGUGGCGCUCACGGCGCACGACAGCAUCGACAUCGAGGCGAAGAACAUGGACGACCUGUUGACGCGGCCGGUGCUCAAGGACGCGCUGCUGAAGAUGGUGCGCAAGUGGACGCCCGGGGUGGGGUCCCCGAGCGGGCUGCAAGGGUUCAUGCGGACGCCGCCAAUUACGCCGCCGGGGGACACCAAGGUGCUCAAGCGUUGGAACCCGAACGCGGAGGAACCGUCCCCCAGCCCAAUCGCCGUGGACGUUGGCCUCAGUCAGGCUCUCCGGCCCUCCAUCUCUCCGAGCAGCUCUCGCAAGAUGCUUUUGGGGGAUCCCUCUCGCACAAGCCCCCGGGGGCUAGGCUACUCGACGCGGCUCGCGCGGGCGCAGACGGACAGCCAGAUAGUGGCGAAAGCGCUGCCCCCCCUGGAUGUGAAAGGGGCGCUUAUGGACGUUGCGGAGGGGGAAGAGGAGGGCGCGAUCGAGAAGAGCCCGUCGCGGUUCCCGAGAAAGGGCUGGUCGGAUUCGGUGGUGUGGACGGGGCACGGGCCGGACAUGAACUUCUCGCCGAGCUUCAAUAAGGAUUCCACCGAGGAAGGCGUGCACUCGCGCUGGCGCACCGCGAGCGGGCUCACGCGCGACACGUCAGCAUCCUCCCCCGAGAUCAGCGACGAGAACCUCCCGGGCCUCGUCAAGUCGCCCCUCCUCGAGUACCGCUCCGACUGGCGCAUCGGCAGCUCGCUCAAAUUCAUGCGCCAGUCCACGCUCGCGUCGUCCAUCGUUCUCCUAGUCGCCCCUCUCUGGUCCGGCUGGCCGUGGCGCAACGAAUUAGAGCCGCCGCUCGUCUUCGCGCAGCGCGUCGCGUGCAGCCUGACGUCAUUCGCGGCGGCGAUGCUGACGCUCCUUCCCCCGGACCGCGUCCCCUGGGUGCGCGCGAUGCGCGCCAACGUCGACCUUUCGUUUGCCAUCACGACGCUCGUGCAGAACCUCUUCAUGUUUCUGCUGGAGGUUCUGGACACGGACAAGAUGGACAUCGCGAUCGACUCCGCGCUCAACGCUUACCUCGGGAUCCUCGCCGUGAACGCCGUCUGCCAAUUCCCGCUCAGCGCGUACGCGUCCCUCGGAGUAGCGGUCUGGACUCAGGUCGCGUGGUUCAUUGAGUACUUUCUCGGCGACCCGGCAGUCUCGGGCCUUUACUCCGGGGUCGCUCACCAAGACUUCGGUUUGCCAGUCACGACGGCGGGGCAGAUCAUGCGGCAACGGGAUCUGAGGCUUGUGAUGUUCAGCAGCUUUCUGUGGCUCGCGGCUGUCACGUGCAUUUGGACGACGUAUUGCAGCGAGACGCGGUCCGCUGACGAGGCGAAGCUGACCCACGCGGUGCGCGAGGCGCAUGACGCGGCAGCGAAAGCGAUCCGGGCCGAGGCCGCCAGCAAGGCCACCAGCAACCUCAUCAGCAUCAUCAGCCACGAGAUCCGGACCCCCCUGUCGAGCGUAAUCGGGAUGGCGGAGCUGCUGCAGGAGACGAGCGCCCGCAUGACGCGCAUGCAGUGCGAGCUGGUGCGCACCAUCCAGCAGUCCACCAAGCAGCUCAUGGGCAUCAUCGACGACCUGCUCUGCCUCUCCAAGCUGGAGGACGGCGACAUCCCGAUCCGCAACGCGCCCAUCAACGUGCGGAGCCACCUGGAGGACGCCAUGAUGGCCACCAGCGUGGCGGCUUACAAUAAGGGCGUCGAGCUCGCCAUGCACGUCGACAUGGACAACGUCAUCUUCUGCUCCGACGCGCUACGCCUGCGCCAGCUCAUGCUCAACGUCCUGUCCAACGCGAUCAAGUUCACGGACAGCGGCGGCGAGAUCAUCGUGACCGCGACCACGACGCCGGACCCCGACGGCCGCGGCACGAUCCUCAAGGUCUCGUGCAAGGACACCGGGCGCGGCAUCAAGCCGUCCGACCUGCAGCGCCUCUUCUCGCGCUUCGAGCAGGUUGAGCAGUCGGACCGGAAGCAGCGGCAGCAGGGCACGGGGCUGGGGCUGAGCAUCAUCAAACAGCUGUCGGAGCUGAUGGGCGGCACGUGCGGACUGAACAGCGAGGGCCUCGGGAAGGGCUCCGAGUGCUGGUUCACGGUGCGCCUCGAGCCCGCGCCUAGUUCCAAGCUCCGGCUCAAGGCCAGCGUAAAUUUGAAAGUCCUGGUCGUGGAGCCCCGCGCGAGCAUCCGGCGGAUUUUGGUAAGUUACCUCGAGGGGUGGGGCCACACGUGCACCGGGUGCGGGACGGUCGCGGAGGCGCGCCAGCUGGCGCGGAACGCAGAGGCGGCGGGGGGGGCCUGGCCGUUCCAGGCGGUGGUGAUUGAUUGCAAGGUGGUGCUGAAACCGGGGGGGAUGGCGUUCGUGGAUAAGGUGAUUGGGAAGAAGGCGGGGGUCGUGCUGCUGUCGCCCGUGGAGAUCGAAGCGAGUUUGGACAUGUCCAAGUUUGCGGCUGUCGCCACCAAGCCCCUCCAGCACUGCCACCUGUACGACUGCAUCGAGGAGGUGAUCCACCCGACCAUCAACCGGGACGAGGAGGUGGAGCACCUGCUGCGGCCCGGCAGCCCCGACUUUCAUCAACCGGGCCUCGCCUCCGUGUCCUCCCACGGGAGCCUGGAAGGCCUCUCGAAUCAGGGGUCCGGUUCACACCCAAAGCGGGUGCGGUCCGGGUCGGACGUUCCGGACACGAGCCUGCGGGUGCUGGUGGUGGAGGACACGUCCAUGAUCCGGCGCAUCAUCAAGCAGAUGAUCUCCAUGGAGGGCCACGAGUGCGACGCCGCGGAGCACGGACAGGAGGCGCUGGAACUGAUGGAGACGAAAACGUACGACCUGGUGUUCAUGGACUGCCAGAUGUCGGUCAUGGACGGCUUCACGUGCGCGCGCCAGAUCCGCGAGCGCGAGGCCGGCACGGGGCGCCACACGCCCAUCAUUGCGCUCACCGCCCUCGCCAUGGCCGGGGACCGCGAGCGCUGCAUGGACGCUGGAAUGGAUGACUACGUUGUGAAGCCAAUCCAAAAGAUUCAACUCUUUCAGAUGCUGAGCAAAUGGUCGGUAAAGAAGUUGCCGAGUCCCACAGCGCGGAGUAGCAGUAGGUAGCGCUUAUAGGAAAGGAAUCGAGAUCAGUUCCGGAUGUUGAGUGCGGUGUUUGCAGAAUGUGAGCCCACGCUUCAGGUACUGGCUGCGGUACAGCAUUGUAUGUAUGUCGGUGAGCAUCGUUUGUUAACACAGAGCGCAUACGGUUGCUAGUCAGGACAGACUCAGAGCUCAGGUUAUCCGGUUGUAGGAUCCUAGGCACAGCCCGUUCGCCUGUCAGGUAGUGGUCUCCUCAGCAGCGUGCAACAAACCCCCCUGCCAAUCAAAAGUUGCAGCCGCUUUUGUUCGAGUUUGCAGAAACUUCAAGUGCUCCUCAGGAGUAAGGCUAAGACAGAGGCUCCCAAUAAUGAUAAUAUCCUAGGAGCCGCUGUAAACAAAGCUGACGUGUGCACUCGACCUCUUGAGUUAACGUAUCUUACUGUACAAG
Molecule: messenger RNA, 7923 nt
Organism: Klebsormidium nitens
Lineage: Eukaryota; Viridiplantae; Streptophyta; Klebsormidiophyceae; Klebsormidiales; Klebsormidiaceae
Source: the annotation of a GenBank genome assembly